AUGAACACCCUUGCCUUAAUUAUCCUGGCCAGUCUGGCGACAGGCGCUUAUUCCAUAGCUAUUGAAGCGCCGAUCGACUUCUAUAAACUCUACGAUAAUCCAGAGGCUCAUAUCAGCAUAAAAAAUAAAUUGACAACGGCCGAUCGCACAGCCUUACAUGGCUAUCCGUCUGAGCAUCAUCACAUCACCACCAAGGAUGGUUAUGUCUUGGGUGUAUUCAGGAUUCCAUAUUCCCACAACUUGCAGAAUCAAAACAAAAAGCGACCCAUAGUGCUUCUUCAACACGGUUUGACGAGCUGCUCUGAUGCCUGGAUUCUGCAAGGACCCAACGAUAGUCUUCCCUACUUGCUAGCCGAUGCUGGAUACGAUGUGUGGAUGGGAAAUGGACGUGGAACCUCCUACUCCAGGAAUCACACCAAGAUCUCCACGGAACAUCCAAAUUUCUGGAAAUUCAGUUGGCAUGAGAUUGCCAUUUACGAUAUUACCGCCAUCAUUGACUAUGCUUUGGACACGGAGAAUGGCAAGGGGCAGGAGGCCAUCCAUUAUGUAGGCCAUUCGCAGGGUACUACGGUUUUCUUUGCCGGAAUGUCUACGCUGCCGGAAUAUAACAAGAAGAUCAAGACCGCACACAUGUUCGCCCCGGUGGCCAUCAUGAAGAACUUGGCUAACUCCUUUGUGCGUUCCGUGGCUCGUUAUUUGGGCAACGGAGGUAUCUCUGACACGCUCUUCGGCUCCCAGGAAUUCCUGCCGCACAAUGAGUUUGUGAUGGCUCUGUUCUUCAAUCUCUGCCAGCCGGACUUUAUGCUGCGUCCAGUGUGCGAGGGCGCCAUGGAGGCUCUUUACGAUGGCGGUCGUGUCAAUAUGACGGCAAUGCCCGAUGCUAUGGCCACUCAUCCGGCAGGCUGUUCCACCGAUCAGAUGCUGCACUAUCUGCAAGAGCAUCAUUCUGGCUACUUCCGACAGUUUGAUCAUGGAAUUAAGAAGAAUUUGGAGCUCUAUGGCACCGAAGAGCCGCCAGAGUAUCCCGUGGAGCUAAUCACCUCCGAAGUGCACAUGUGGUACUCGGACAACGAUAACUUGGCCGCCGUGGAGGAUGUGGAGCAGUUGGCCAAGCGGCUGCCCAACAAGGAGAUGCACCACAUGGAAGAUAAAGAGUGGAACCACGGAGACUAUGCCCUUAACCAUGAGGUCCGAGUGUAUGUGAACGAACCUGUGAUCGCCAUCAUGGAGGCGUACGAGUUGAAGAACAGUGGAAUGUGA
This is a messenger RNA of Drosophila serrata, 1260 nucleotides long. RefSeq names its product lipase 3. Gene Ontology annotation, biological process: lipid metabolic process. Gene Ontology annotation, molecular function: hydrolase activity, acting on ester bonds. The record is from RefSeq and is a predicted model, not a curated record. NCBI's taxonomy places the organism in Eukaryota, Metazoa, Arthropoda, Insecta, Diptera, Drosophilidae.